AUUUAAAAAUAGUUAGAUUAUUAGGUUAUCUCAAUUUCGAUUCUGUUUAAUGUUUUUGAAGAGAGCGAAAUAAUAUUUUGCAGAUAUAGGAAAAAAUGAAGGGUUUUUUUUUUCGGGAAUUCGCUCGUAAAACAGAUCCGUAUAAUUGAAUUCCCGAUCCGUUACAGCCGCUGUAACAGAACGUUACAUUAGUAGUUAUCACCCAGCGCACACGUGGCGUCCAAGCUUGCCGUUUUGAAGGGGAGAGGGGAUGGCGGUUUAAAUGGGCGGUGGAAUCGAACGGCGGGCUCGUGGCCUAAGGUUUCCUAAUCCGUCUCUCCGCACCUCUUCGUCUCGCUUCGGCGAUCUUUAGGGUAGGGUUUGGAGUUCUUUUGGGUCUUCGGUGUCAUUGCUCUUCCGCGUCCGGCGGAAGCGCCGGCCAAUUCAACGAGCGCAAUUUGGUGAUUAAUGUUCGCUUCUUUUUAUCCUAUUUUGUUGAAUUUCUUUGUUAAUUGUAACUCCUUUCGCCGUCUACUCGCUUUUGAUCUUGAAUUCGAUGGAGUGCCUGACGAUUUGUUGUCGAUUUCAAUCGAUUAUUUGAUGGAAUCUUUGAUGUCUCAUCCGAUGAUCAUCCGGCCUAAUUUCUCCAAAGCCCCUGAAAAUCUCAUGGUAUGUGUUUUUCCUCUUUUGUUACGCCCGUCAUUUGAAGGGUAACGGAACACAGGAUUGGGCGCUGUAGCUGAUGUUUUAAGUAUUAGGGAUUUUGUGCCAGAAACUAAUGGAUUUUCUUCAAAUCGUGGUAAUGAUGCUUUAAGUAUUAGGGUUUUGUGCCAGAAACUGAUGGAUUUUCUUUAAAUCGUGAUACGAUCCUUGAAAUUAAUUCUUCUUCUGCUGGUAACGGGAUGGUAUGGCUUUACCGAUCUAUUGGUGUCUACUCUCUGGCAUUGUCAUGUUCUUCAUUAUGCAUGUUUUAUCGAGGAAUGAGGUUAGAUUUGAGAACAUUGAACCGAGUAAGGUUCUUCAUUUACUGGCAUGUAUUAUGCUGAUAAUGUGCUGGGAUAUUAGAGUUCUACAAGAAGAUCUUUGUUAAAGAAAAUAGUUUUUUUUUAUAAAGUGGAUGAUUUGCUGCAUGGUUGGGCAAUAUCAUCUGAAGUUACCAAUAAUCGCAUCAGAAAGUUGAUGUAAGUUCCUCUGUUAGUACAGUUCUGGUGGGCGUUUAAUAUUGAAUCUGAACUCAUAUUAGCAAUAGCCAAUAACCUCCUUGUAAUUUUUCAAAAAGAAGCCCCUUAUAGAAGUCUUUUCCCUUACACUUUUGGUUGUACAGAUUUGAAUUAGGGUGUGCAGUUCGGCUUGGAUGCCAACCAGCGAAAUACUAAGUUGGCAGGUCAGGUUUUACCAUGCCGAUAUGCUCAAUCUUGUGCCACCUUGGUAUGUGCUACAUAGCAUUGGUCAUUUUAUCACAUAUACCUGCUGAUCAGUUGAACAUUGUAUGAUUGUCGUACCUUAAAAUUGGUAGGCUGAAAAUGGAGUUAAAUAUGGGAAUGAUUGUGUAUUUAUCUGAACGAAAGAGUAUACUUCUUUGUAUGCAAAUCUCAUUUUAGAGGCUUCAAGGUUUACUUUUUUUUUUUUUUUUGCGUCAUGGCCUUAUAUAGUUUUGACACUUAAAAACCAUUCAAAACUUCAAUCAGAAUAUGGGAUGUUGUUGGUUAAUACUUUGAUUUUAGUAUCAGGAAUAUUACCAGUAAUCAUUCAUACAUUUUAUAAUAACCCAAGAUGGCUAGAAGAUUAAAGGAACUAAAAAACAAAACCUGUUAAAUAAAAAGCCAUAGUUUUUAGGUUUGUUUGUUUAGUUGAUGUUACAUGGCCUAUUGCACCCACACACAAGAAGUCAGAAAUAUAUAUGUGUUUCAAGUUGGUCACUUGUGUCAUUUUUAAUUAUACUAUCCCAAAAUCAGAUGACAUUAUCAGCAUAACAAAUUGAUCUUUUUGUAAUUCCAGUUAGGUCAAAAUUAUCCACUGAUGCAACACAACCGAAUGAUCUUGAAGGUCUUUGGCAACCGAAAAUUUCAAAUGCUUCUGCUUGAGCAUUUAACCAAUUAUUUACAAAUGCAGCAGAAGGAUGAUAAAUCUUACCAUGUUACCAUCUCUCCUGCUUCUGUUGAUUGUAAUAUUUUUAUCCUUGUCCUUCUUCAAAAGUUAAUGCUUCAGAUUCUCCCUCAAAUGAUGGUUGACCUGACACCAUCUUGACUAACUGUUUGACCAUCGAUCAGAAAAACGGUGUGGAGCCUGAAAAUAUUAGGUGUUUGUGUGGUCCAUGCCUGCAGUGGCUUCCACAGAAUGUGAUCUUAUGGUGCCAACAUCUGAAAGAACCGUUGGUUAAAACAUUGUAGUGCAAUCCUGCUAAAGGAGCUGGAAAAAAUGGCUUUAAGCAAAUCAAAUUGGAUAAGGAGUUUUUUAGGCUAAACAACUAAAAUGCGGAGCAGUCCAUGGAUGAUUUUCUUGUGGGUAUCAUGAAUAGGCCUUUCUCUUGAGCAGAGCAUCCCAGAUUGGUUAGCUUUUGACACUUGAUUCCCUUAUCACAUGCGUUGUGAUAUUUGAUGCCCGCAAGGUUACUGAUAGAAUGGUUUUUCUGGUCUGGGGGUUUCUGUGUUACAAUCAUGAAUUUGAUCUGCUAAUAGAACGUGUUGGUAGUGUUUAAUGGAGUUGAGGUGCACUGCUGGAGAGAAGGCUGAGUGGGAUUGCACAGUUCACUAUUUAGGUCAACAAUAGCAUAAAGUCCGUAAUAUUGUAUUUACAUCAAUGUUGAUACAGAAAAAAAUGAUGAGAUGGAGAUCUGACAUGCAGCAAAUUUGGACUUGCCAAGCAUUAAAUAGCAAAGAAGCAAAUGAACUUGAUGGUCUUGCAGGGCUUGGGAAGAAUCUUCAACAUGCCAACUUUGUGGUUCAUAUACAAAAGUUGUGGGCGCCCUCCUAUUCGGUCGUUCUCAGCCAUGUGGAAGAGAUGGAGGAGAUUAUUCAUCUUAUGAUGAUUCAGCCUUGUGGAAGAGAUGGAGGAGAUUAUUCGCCUCUUUUUGAUUCAGAUCGAUCAUUCCAAACAUCAGAGUCAAAAAUUACAGCAGCAACGAUUACUUACCAGUAAUCUCCCUCUUUCUCUCUCUCUAAGCAUCUACAAGUUACUGCAACAACAGAAACGAAGCUUCCGUGAUCUUUGAUGGAUCUCACAAAUCACGGUCUCCUCCUGCUGCUCCCCCUGAUCUCCUGCUGCUGAAGAGGAGGGCGAAGAAGCUGACGGUAGCACAGAUGCCGGCGACGAGGUUGCCCUCGCGGACGAGGAUCUUGAGGGCGAUGGCGGUGAUGUCGGCGGUGAUCCGCCGCCCCUCCAUGACCAGAGACCGCCGCGGCUUCCCCGCGAAGGCGAGCAGCACCAGCACGGUGAUCCACGUGACCAGCGUCGCCGGCACCGCCACCGCGAGCGCCGCCCCCAUCGCCAGUAGCCCGAAUACGCCUCCGUACAGCACCGACGCGUACAGCGCCGGCCACCCGGCGACGUAGGUCGGAGAAGUGGAGGAGGAGGAGGAGGAGUGAGAAGAGGCGGUGUUGUACCAGGAGCGGAUGGAAAGGAGGAGACUCCAGGAGCAGUAGAGGAGGAAGGUGUAGACGAGGAGGAAGAGGCAGACCCACGUCCGCCUCAUGCCCAUGGCUCUUACCAGGAGCGGUCUCUCCGGGCUCGCCAUCGAUUGCUCGUUGAGGAGGAAGAAGAUGGAGGAGGAGAAGGAGACGGAAAGGGGGCAAGAAGGGGGCUAGAAGUGGUGGUACAGAAGAGUUCGCUUUACUCUGCCUGCCUACCUACGUGGGCUGCCGGUCUUGGUUAGUAGUCAACAGCCUGGUCUAAGUUUUUAUGUUACUGUCCCGAAGGCAGGAGUUUGCCCGGGUUCACCAACAACAGUCUGUUCUUCAUUUUUAAAUUUAAAACAAUUUCAGGUAGGAAAUAGA
Messenger RNA from Musa acuminata AAA Group (dessert banana), 3971 nucleotides. RefSeq lists its product as uncharacterized. Lineage: Eukaryota; Viridiplantae; Streptophyta; Magnoliopsida; Zingiberales; Musaceae. The coding region runs from base 2779 to 3117 and encodes 112 amino acids. The transcript has 5 exons. The record is from RefSeq and is a predicted model, not a curated record.